Drosophila yakuba is the source of this 534-nucleotide messenger RNA. RefSeq lists its product as uncharacterized. Lineage: Eukaryota; Metazoa; Arthropoda; Insecta; Diptera; Drosophilidae. The record is from RefSeq and is a predicted model, not a curated record. The coding region runs from base 85 to 426 and encodes 113 amino acids. The transcript is spliced from 2 exons.
UCUUCGUAACCGGCGACAGAUCAUCACAAAUUGUCCAGUCCUCGAGCUAAACUUACUCAGAACAAACCAACCAAGUUUGCCAACAUGAAGUUCUUCAUCGCCGCCUUCCUGAUCGCCGCCUGCGUGGCCCUCGUCCAGAGCAGUGUCAUCUACUCGCCGGUGUCCUCAUUGUCCUCGGUGCCGGUGGUGCGCUCCGUGCCCGUGGUGCGCUCUGUCCCAGUGGUGCGCUCUGUGCCCGUGGUGCGCUCUGUUCCCGUGGUGCGCAAUGUGCCAGUGGUGCGCAAUGUGCCAGUGGUGCGCAAUGUCCCAGUGGUGCGCAAUGUCCCGGUGGUGCAGUCCGUUCCAGUGGUGCCCUCCGUGGGACACGCCUCCGUCUACGAUGCUCCUCUGGUGCAGCCCUAUGGAGGAUGGUUGAAGCAGAAGUAGAUUGGACGCCACAAACAACGAUCCUUUUCAUAUACCUUCGAUGCGAAACAAUAUCUCUGAAUAGAACGAACAAAUAUAUACUAUCACAAUCAUAAUAAUACUAUCAAA